GAGGGGCGGUACCGAAGGAGAAGGAGCAGGGAAAUGGGACUGAGGAAGAGUUGAAUGGAUGGAGGGCUUCAGAGGCUGGGAGAUGGAGCACGGCGGGAAUGGCUGGAGCGUGGAAAACAACCUAAUGCUGGUGCCCGGGGCUCCUUCCCAGACCUGCUUCGUGACUUCUUUCGAAUGGUGCUUCAAGAGGCAGCUCGUGGACCUGGUGAUGGAAGGCAUAUGGCAGGAACUGCUGGACAGUGCCCAGAUUGAGAUCUGUGUGGCCGACUGGUGGGGCGCCCGAGAGGGCUGCGGCUGCGUCUACCGGCUCCGAGUCCGCCUCCUGGACGUGUACGAAAACGAAGUGGUCAAGUUCUCCGCGUCGCCCAACCCGGUUCUUCAGUGGACUGAGCGGGCCUGCCGAAAGGUCUCCCACGUCUUCACCAACUUUGGCAAGGGCAUCCGCUACGUAUCUUUCGAGCAAUACGGGAGAGACACGCGUUCCUGGGUGGGACACUACGGUGCCCUGGUGACCCACUCCAGCGUGAGGGUGAGGAUCCGCAGGUCCUAGCGACCUGCCCGGUGGUGCCUUGAGGGAAGUACUGCCAGCUGCUGGAGUCAUCAGCCAAGACCAGCUCUGCAGCCAGAAGCUAGAGGAUGCCUGGGGAUGGUGGUGGGGAGGGUCUCACGGGCCAUUCCCAGCACACCUCCAGUGAACCCCGCUUGCUGGCUGCUUCAGCAUAGUGGUCCUCAUGCUGUGUGACAAAUCAGGGAUCCAACCAGACUGUUCACUGCUGCCUCAGGUGGGGGGUGGGGAGUAUCAAAAAAUAACUCAGAGAUAUUU
Molecule: messenger RNA, 823 nt
Organism: Carlito syrichta (Philippine tarsier)
Lineage: Eukaryota; Metazoa; Chordata; Mammalia; Primates; Tarsiidae
Gene: FBXO17
Product: F-box protein 17
Exons: 5
Coding region: 59-550 (163 amino acids)
Biological process (GO): glycoprotein catabolic process; SCF-dependent proteasomal ubiquitin-dependent protein catabolic process
Cellular component (GO): SCF ubiquitin ligase complex; cytoplasm
Molecular function (GO): ubiquitin protein ligase activity
Source: RefSeq, a predicted model, not a curated record